Messenger RNA from Acanthosepion pharaonis, 645 nucleotides. Lineage: Eukaryota; Metazoa; Mollusca; Cephalopoda; Sepiida; Sepiidae. The record is from the annotation of a GenBank genome assembly.
AUGUUCUUAUCUGUAUCCUUCAUUCUUCCUUUCCUUAUUAUUUCAUCAUCUCUCUUUCGCCCAGCGCCUUACCAUUCUCAUCGUCCUUUGUUAGCUUCUCUUCUCUGUUUCUCUCUCUUAUUUUUUCCUCGACUAUCUUUCCCCUAUAUCACUUUGUUUUAUAACUUCCUCACAACAUCGCCGCCAUUACCGCUGUCAUCGUCGUCUUCUUUCCUCCCUCCUGUAGCCGCCUCCACCAUCAAUUCAAUUCUUCCAUUUCUUUUAAGCUUUCAUCUUCUUCCUUUCUUUCUCUUUCUCUUCCAUUUUCUUCCCCUAAUUUUUCUUCUCAUUUCCGUUCUUUUAAUUCUUUGUCUUGUUUCUUGUUUUGCUUCUUUCCCGUUUCUCUUCAUUUUAUUUUCUUCUUUCUUUCCUCUUUUUUAUCCUUAUUUAUAUUUCUUCUUUUCUUUUUCCUCCUAUUCUUCUUACUAUUAUUAUUUCCCUUUUCUCAUUUACUUUUCUGUUUCUUCUCUCUUCUUUCUCCCAUUCCACUUUCGUUUUUCCCUUUCUUCUUCUUCUUCUACGACUAAUACUACUAAUACUAUUACUACUACUUUUACUAUCAAUACUUUCUCAUUCGUAUUUUUUUCAUUCUAUCGCUUGAUUUGA